Messenger RNA from Ostertagia ostertagi, 447 nucleotides. Lineage: Eukaryota; Metazoa; Nematoda; Chromadorea; Rhabditida; Trichostrongylidae. The record is from the annotation of a GenBank genome assembly.
AUGUAUCAGGAGCCGAUCGAUAAGCAAUUGGCAAUGAUUUCCGAGCACAUUAGCAAAGUUUCCAAGAUGUAUCCAAUUCUAUCCGUGAUCGCCUACACUGGCUUGGCCGUUCUUGCUGGUACCGUUGGAUUCCGUGUGUUCAAAACGAUCGAAGCUCAGGUGAAGAAGACCAAUGGAGAAAAUCCGUUCCAGAUGUGCAACUGCCCUCAAGAGCGAAUUCAUGCUCAGGUUGACGUGCUCGCGGAACAUGGCACAGCUCUUUUCAACCAGCUGAAGAGGCUUGUCUUUGUCGACAACAUCGUUGACAGUGUUAAGGUUCGCUUUGAUUUGUGGGCGUUGAGCGACAUCGGUUGUGUUUCUUGGAUUUGCCAUUGUGCAGUUUGGCCUGUUCUUGGUGCGUUCUCAAUCCCGAAGAUCUACGAGAUGUAUCAGGAGCCGAUUCGAUAA